UAAUCUGUGAACACAAUAUGUGAUGGCGGUGCUUGGGGAAUAUACGCCAACAUUAUUGUAAAAUCUACGAAAUCGUAUUUAUUUAUUAUUUUGGAACUUAUUUAAACAAUUAUUUUACAAUUUUUGUGUAUGAAUUAUGUUAUGUAAACUGUACAAAGUGAAACUGGUUCAUGAAUAAACAGUGGCAAGUGAGUUUGGUUGGCGCUAUAUUAUUUUGUGAAUCUCAAUACAAAAAUAUGUGUAAAAACUUAUAGGAAGCUUAUUGGUGUAAAUAUCUGCUAUUUUAAUAAGCAUUGUCGACCACCCGCUACAAUUAUUAGUAAGUUUUAGUUUUUAAAACUUGUUUACAUUAUUGUGCCGCCAAAAUGAACGAAGUACGUGAAAAAGUUGUUGCCGGAUCUUCUUCUUGGGAGUCUCCGGCGCCUCACAGCGACUCGUCGCCAGAGCCGGCGUCGUCGCCGGGCGCGGGCGCGGAGCCGCCGCUGACGCCGGGCGCGCCCGCGCCGCUCGCGCCGCACCUGGCGCAGGAGCUGCACGCCGACCUGCUGCAGCAGGGCUGGCGCAAGUACUGGUCCAAGCGAGAGAACAGACCCUACUUCUGGAACAAGCUGUCAGGAGAGUCUAUGUGGGAACUGCCAGCUGUUAAAAGAGACUUUGAUCCUAUCACCGAUCCUCUUGGAAUUUGUCACACUGGCCCGCCAAAUCAAGGGAAUAUGACCCCUGGGACCAGCAAAAGAAGACCCUCUGAGGACAAUGGCCCUCCAGCCAAGAAGUUUGUGUUGGCAGGCCCAUGGGACAUUGAAGUGCCUACUAAUGUUGUAAUAUAUGAAAGGCCUCCGACCAUCUGUCCUCACCCUCAUCCAGAAAUAGAAGGAUUCCGAUUCAAUUUGGCAAAUAAACUUCGACAGUGCUAUCAAGAGCUGUGCCACACUAGAGAAGGCAUUGAUGCACCUAAAGAUUCCUUUAAUCGUUGGUUAAUGGAGAGAAAAGUUAAUGAUCAAGGGGGUUCAGAUCCACUUUUACCAAGUCAUUGUUUUCCAGAAAUAUCUCGGUCUAUGUAUGAAGAAAUUAUGAAUGACAUACCUAUUAAAUUAACACAUCCUAAAUUUACUGGUGAUGCCAGAAAACAACUGUCUCGCUAUGCUGAAGCUGCAAAGAAAAUGAUAGAGUCAAGAAAUGCUUCACCGGAAAGUAGGAAAGUGGUGAAAUGGAAUGCAGAAGAUACAUUUCAAUGGUUAAGAAGAACUGUUGGGGCAACAUAUGAUGACUUCCAAGACCGACUUGCACAUUUGAGGAGACAAUGUCAACCACACUUAGCAGAGACAGUGAAAGCAUCAGUGGAGGGAAUAUGUUUGAAGAUUUAUCAUUUGUCUGCUGAGUAUGCACGUAAAAUAAGAGAAAAACACAGUGCACUGUUGAAGGAAAAUGGAAUACAGGAGCUAGCGGCGCCCCUGCAGCAAGCGGCGCUCCGUAAGGUGUGGUGCUACCCGGUGCAGUGCGCGCUGCCGGCGCCGCGCCCGCCGCUAGUUGAACACUUCCUGGACAGAGACCAGGCCUGUGUGCGCUAUCUGGGCGAGAACCAAGUGUUGAAUGCUACGUAUCUGCAGAAAUUGGAAUGCCUAUACCGCUACAGCUGCUUCGACGACAAGAAGUUCGAGCAGUUUCUGUCGCGCGUGUGGUGCCUGCUGCGGCGCUACGCGGCGUGGGUGGGCGCCGGCGGCGACGCGCAUCUCACGCAGAUGGCGCUGCCGGUGCCCGUGCUGGAGUGCCUACACAGAUGUUUCGGUGUGACGUUCGAGUGCUUCGCGAGCCCGCUGGACUGCUACUUCCGCCAGUACUGCUCUGCGUUCGCCGACACCGACUCCUAUUUCGGUUCUAGAGGACCAUUCCUCGAGCUCCGUCCCGUGUCGGGCUCGAUGGUGGCUCACCCCCCGUACUGCGAGCAGCUACUGGAGGCGGCGCUGAGACACAUGGAGCGGCUGCUGCAGGACUCGGCCGAGCCGCUCAGCUUCGUGGUGCUGCUGCCCGAGUGGCCCGACCGCCCCGCGCACGCGCUGCACAAACUGCAGGCUAGCCAUUUUAAGAGGAAACAGGUGGUGAUACCGGCGUUUGAACACGAGUACCGCCAUGGCUUCCAACACGUCAUGCAGAAAAACGAGGUGUACUUCCGAUGGGGCGGCGGCACGGUGGUGGUGUGGCUGCAGAACGCGGCGGGGUUCGCGCGCUGGGGGCCCACCGAGGAGCGAGUGGAGGCGCUGCUGGACGCGUGGCGCCCGCGCAGCAAGCGCGCCACGCCGCCGCCCGACGACGCCGCGCCGCCCGCCGCGCCCGCUAGUAGGUAGGCCACAGCCGUGCCGGAUGACAGCGUUGUGGCCUGAGGGACGCUGGCACCACUCUUAUUCCGCGGCCGCACAGGUAGGCGGGCUUUGAGCUUAGCAUGUAACCUAGCGAGUAGCUAAGUAAAACGUACAUUUGAGAAUCUUCGCGGCCGGCCGCACUGCGAGCUUGACGCCCAGCUAGUCGCGUAACAUGUAUCAGCGCGACCAUAGACUAAUAUUAGUCUAUGGCACGACGGCUCUCAAAAUGAUCGUUUCACUUAGCUACUUUCUAGGUAACACGCUAGUAUAGUCGGGCCCCGCUAGGACUUCUGAAAUAACAAGUGAAGUACGAGAACACUGCAUGACUGUCCGCACAGCUAAUGUGGUAAACGAGAGCGUCGGUUGUGGGAAUGAAUGAAGUGUAGCCACAAUCAUGGCUAUGAAUAGAUAUGUAAUGAUAGGCUUCUAAAUUGUCGCUAAGUAACUAAGCUUUUUAUGCCACUAAUUACUUAUCGACAAUUUUAAUGUAGGUAGAUAUUUAAUGUAGAACUUGUGAAACCCAAUAAAAGGAGCGAUGUAGAACUUCAGUUAGACAUUUUUGUAUAGAUUUACGUUUAUUUACUACGGGUGUUUUAGUAAGGGAAGGUUCUAGCUUAUAGUCGGUGCCGAUAAUACAAUGAUCGCAAUACGCGAAUAUU
This is a messenger RNA of Plutella xylostella (diamondback moth), 3016 nucleotides long. RefSeq names its product Phosphorylated CTD-interacting factor 1 (gene Pcif1). Gene Ontology annotation, cellular component: nucleus. Lineage: Eukaryota; Metazoa; Arthropoda; Insecta; Lepidoptera; Plutellidae. The record is from RefSeq and is a predicted model, not a curated record. Gene Ontology annotation, molecular function: RNA polymerase II C-terminal domain binding; mRNA (2'-O-methyladenosine-N6-)-methyltransferase activity.